Paramecium octaurelia is the source of this 683-nucleotide messenger RNA. The record is from the annotation of a GenBank genome assembly. Lineage: Eukaryota; Ciliophora; Oligohymenophorea; Peniculida; Parameciidae.
AUGAAAAAUUCAUCUGGAUCAAAUAGACUAAUAAAUAGUAAAAGAACUAGAACAUCUCUAACGAUUAAUCAAGAUAUUACUUUGCCAGCCAAUCAUGCUAGGAAUUCGUCAAUUUAAGCUUUAGAACUCAAUAAACAUGAAAUUAACUAACAUUAAGACAAAAUAUAUUUUUCUCCCCGAGUCGGAUCUCCUAAGAAACAUGCACAAUAGAAAAGUAUCAAAAAAUUUAAAUGAAAGGCUUAAGUUAAACUUUGUUGAAAUCUUAUGCAUCUCAAAAAUUGUUAAAAACUACAUAGAAAGAUGUUCAAGAAACUAACCAAAUUAAAGAUGGAGAUACAUAUAAAAUGAUAUCACCAAAAGUGAUAUUCAAAGAUGAUAAAAUCAAUGUGUAUUUUGUCAAAGAAGUCAACAAAUUCAUUCAACAAAAUGAAAUGCGAACCUAAACCUAAGAAUAAGCUAUGAGAGAGUAGACCAUACAAGAAGUAACUAACUCGAGAGUCUCAAUCAAAGGACCGAUUGGAUCCACUUAAAAUUAAAUGUCAGUGAGAAUAUCAUAGGGGAUUUUGAGCGACCCUAAACAUUUAUUUUCUCUGUCAAGUAAAAAGAUAAAACUAGAAAAAGUUGAAAACUUAAAUACUAGUGUUAAGUUUUCCUUGCAAAGAUUAUUGAAAUUAUAGCAAUGA